UUAUCUGGUAAGAAUGCGAUUGAUCAUAACGAAAUUGUUGACAAAUUCAAAAUUGCACUGGAAAACUUUGAGCGUUUUUCAUUUGCGUCAUUGAUUGAAUACGAAUGCAUGAUGAAAGCUGCAUCCGUACUUCGACUUCAACGUCUGUACAUCGAAAUGGAGGCGUUCAUCAGAGAGCAUGUCGGUAAAUAUUUAGAUGAUAGUUUCACAUUAUUCGAUCACAACACCAAAGCAAACAUCUGUCAGAAUUCGGCGUCAGUCUAUCGCAUGGUUAGUGCUUUUGUUGUGUUUGUUGCUGUGAUCGGUUUCAAACGCAAAUAUGCAUUUUUCGCUCGUCUGUCGGUAUUAUUCCGUUUGCAUAUGAGCGAAAGUGAGGUACGUACGGCAUCAGACUACCGUCAGGUAUACCCGACAUUAUAUCACACUCUGAGUGGAUAUGGGAUCGCGGAAAAGCCGAAGGAUGUUUAUGGUGAUGAAUUGAUAAUGAAUGGCCCAGUGCAUGUGCAGCGAAGGGCAUUGCACGAGGUGUUGAUGAGUGCACUGCGUGCAGAGUACCACCAUGCAGCCAUUCGACAUCUGUGUUAUUUAUUACAGGUGUCUGUAUCGGUGAGCAACUGUUUACCGUUCGAGUUGGCCGUCAAUAAUUUAACGCUUCUAUCUGAGGGUUGCGCACUCGAGACGGUACCCGUUCGACUGAAUCUUGCACCGUGCUCAGACACCUCUGAAUCAGUUGAUAUCAAACUCAUCGGUGUUCCGAGUAAUAAUACCAACAACAAUUUUAGAGAGCCAGGUAAAUUGACAAUAACAGGAUAUUCGUGCGAGGUGAUUGGUGUGCGUAAUGUGUGUCGAUUACGCGAUCUGCCAUUAUCUGCUGAAUCAGCGCACAGCAGCGAGAGUAAGAAGUGCAAAGAGAACGCUAAUCAUAACCAUUCGUCAAAUCCAUCUGUCUUCAACGUUCAGGUAUUUGUCUUCAACGUUCAAGUAUAUCGAAACUCUUCAGAAUGAAUGGAUGAUUUUAGAAUAUUCGGUAUUGACCCAUCAGCAACAGCAGACGAUGGAUCGUUGAAAGGAGACGGAGGCGGAGGACAAACUGAAUUGCAAAAUGAUGAUGUUGAAUCGAGUGAACAUGCGCAUGCGUCUUCUGCUGAAGGUACUCAUGAUCGAAUUCCAUUCACUGGACGUUUGUUAACGUCUGAAUUCGUAUUCCGCUACAAAGCGGAUAUUGAUGGUGCCGAUGGUGAAGAAUACGAACGCAUCUGUCGCCUGCCACUCGCAGUCUCAAUAGUGCCAGCCGUCACCGUAUCUGCAUGGCAUGUAUUGCCUGGCGAUAGUUCAAUGACACGUUAUGUGGUUGUCGACGUCACUAAUUCUACUGAAUGGGAUGCUGAACUUACCUAUGGAAAGGGCAAAAUUAUUGGAGUACAGCCGAGAGAGAUUUGUCGUGAGGUGGCAUCGAAUGCGUUCCAAGAGGCCGCCUCACGAGCCUCGCACAUGAUGCAGAUGCACGAAAUGGAGCGUCUCAGACUGGUGCUAGAACGACACGUCUCUGCCCAUCUCGAUAUCACUUGGUCCAUCAACCACGCCAAUCUAUGCGGAUCGGUGCCUAUCGGUCCUAUUCUUUCAUCCAUCGCACUGCUCAAACAACUCGUUGUUCCAGCCAUCUCUAUCGGUUAUUCACUCCUUUCCAUAUCCACACCACUAACAAAUUUACAUUUUAUCCAUGUAGAAUUAAAGAGAAUGAAAUUAAUCUCAGAGAUGAGUGUGGAUGGCAUACCAUGUGUACGUGAGGAUGAUAUUGCCAUCGGUAUCGGUGAAAUACUUGAAUUACAAGUUAAACUUAUUUGCUCGAUCAAAGGUUUGCCAUUUUAUUCCGUUCAUAUCACCAGCACAUUGUUAAACGAUUUGCUAUUCGCGUCUUCUUACGAAGUGAUUUCAGAUGUACAGAAUGAUGACACGUUUAUUGACAGUAACGACAACGUGAUAGUUCUCAAUAACGAGACGGUGCCGUUCCGAUUAGCACGUCAGAACGAUGAGUGUGCAGACGAAGUGAAUACGACGCAUCGAUUAUCAGUUGAGAACGAUUACGCACCGAAUGCGUCUCUAAAGGAUCAUCGUGCAUUCUCAUCUGAUCAAUGUUUUACUUUCACUGAAGCGUUUCGAUACUUGCAGAUAGAACCAGCUGUGACACUGCUGGAUGGUUCGUCGCAGUUCUCCGAUGAAGAGCUGUUUUAUUCAGCAGUUUCAGUUAAUGUCAUUACUAAAGUUUGA
Anisakis simplex (herring worm) is the source of this 2268-nucleotide messenger RNA. NCBI's taxonomy places the organism in Eukaryota, Metazoa, Nematoda, Chromadorea, Rhabditida, Anisakidae. The record is from the annotation of a GenBank genome assembly.